Molecule: messenger RNA, 2163 nt
Organism: Procambarus clarkii (red swamp crayfish)
Lineage: Eukaryota; Metazoa; Arthropoda; Malacostraca; Decapoda; Cambaridae
Source: RefSeq, a predicted model, not a curated record
GAUGUGUGAUGCCGGUCAACCUUUAACUACACGAAGAAUAGCAACAGGUGACGGCCUCAUGAAGAAAUCCAUAGGCGAGGUAUACUAGAGCCCAAGGAAGUGAGGCCCAUAUGACGCUAUUGGCGAGGCCGGCCGGACCACUAGCAGUCACAUAAGCGGGUGAGGAGUGACAAGAGGAACUUACGGGCUAUUCAUGCCCGUGCCACCUCUUGGGUGGCUUAAUCUUUAUCAAUCAAUCAAUCAAUCGACAAGAAGAAACCACUAUAUCAGCUGAGGGUAAUAGGGAACCACGGAGAAUUAGGGAUACAAGAAGACAACAGCAUGUGAGAUGCCUCAAAAAUCCUUAGCCACAAGAGAGGGCCACAAUCUGAGCUGUUAGUGAUGGUGGUGGCCGUCGCCGAUGUUGUGGUGGUGGGCCGCAGGAGAGGACGCAAAUUUUGUGGGUCGUGUCUGAAGUUCCUGGUGUUCCUGGUAGCCCUUGUGCCCGUCUCCCUGGUGGUGUCGGGCUUCCUGAGUCAACUCUUCAGGGAGAACUCGAGGCAAUAUGCCCUCCGCCGCCACCAAGGCAGCAGGGACAUCGUCACCUCCAGAACCUGUCAUGGUUCUGUCCACACUCAGUGUCCCGACGAGCUCGACCGCGAGAUGCUGAAGCACUUCCUCACCACAACCAGAAAGAAAAGAACUUCCAGCAUGAGAGAAAGAGUCAGAGAGUACAGGGACCUGAACAUGGAACUGGGAAGACCUCCCGCGUUUCUGGCUCCACGUAACCUCUCCGUCAGGUACUUCCUGCUGGAGACCGCCUUCUGCAGUAUCCCGGAUAUACAGAUGAUCUUCUACGUGCACACGGCCCCAGCCAAUCAGGAGAGGCGAGAGGUCAUCCGGGACACCUGGGGGAGCCCAGAGUGGUACCCGAUAUUACGUCAUAAGGUUGUGUUUGUCUUGGGGUGGACCACGAGCAACGAGAGUCGGGCCAGUCUGCGCCAGGAGAGCGACAUCUACCACGACCUCAUCAUGGCAGACUUCGUAGACUCGUACCGGAACCUGAGCUACAAGGCCGUGACUGCUCUUCACUGGGUCAGCCAACACUGUCGCCAGCCUGGCUACGUUAUCAAGACGGACGAUGACAUUUUCGUUAACAUAUUCGCUCUCAAGCGGUUCCUCGACUACUCCUUGAAUUUCACAACGCAAACCACGAUUAAAGUGAAAGACGUUGAGGUGAAUGAGACGAAGGAGAUUAGUACAGUGAAGCCCGGCAACGCACCAGCAGAUGCAAAUAUUACCGGGAAAGAGCACGAAUGGGAACGCCCUGAGAUCCAGUGUUUAGUCUGGAUAGGAAUGAUGGUCAUACGAGACAACAAGUCCAAGUGGUACGUCGAUCCUAACGAGUACAAGCCCAAUACUUUUCCUCCAUAUUGCUCGGGCAACGCCUUCUUCAUGACGCAACCCGUUGUAUACGCCCUCAUGAAUGCCAGUCUGACGUGUCCCUUCCUGUGGGUGGACGACGUGUACCUGACGGGCGUGCUGGCGGAGGCUGCCAAGGUGCCCCACGUCCACAGGAACAGCCUCUAUGAACUCGAUGGCAACAAGUUCGUGGAGUCUUUGAUCGCGGGCAACAAGGUGUUUCUUCACCACCCACAGCACGACGCCGACACCAGGAGAGAGAUGUGGAAACUCCUACUCGAGAAAGAGGUGCCUCAGCACGCCCACACUUGAAGCUCCAGUCACGCCCACACUUGAAGCUCCAGUCACGCCCACACCCACACUCCUGCUUGGCCAGGAAUGCUCACACAAGCUCGUCAAGGUAAACACACAAGAACACCACGAAAAACACAUGCAAAACAACACCGAUAUGAAAAACCUCGUCUGUCCAAACACACACACACACACACACACACACAAAACUAAUCCCAAAACAGCAAACACACUAAAUCCCCCAAACAAAAACAUACUGUAUUUGCUCCAGAAUAAAGAUGGAGUUCAUUGCCAAAAUGAAGUCAAUAAAGCAGACUUUCCCUGAGGUAAAGAAUACAAGAAGCAGCCACACACUUGAUUUAAAUUAUAGGUCUCUGAACUUAAAACUUGAUUGUGUCCAACAUUGAAUAAUUUCUUGCGUGAACUGAGUAUUUGUUUGUCUUAAGAGUGUAUAUAUAUACACUCCGUGGA